CGGGACACAAAUAAAAAAAGUUGGAGACUGCCUUGAGUUUUUCUAGCUAGCUAUGUAGCUAACGAUGUUUGUACAAACUGCUAACUGCCAGGACUUUUUUGUAUUAGUUAGCAAACAUUGAAUUCAAACGGCGUUAUUGGCUAUAUAGAGAUAGUUGCAUCAUGUCUCACAGUACAUACAACAAACUGUGGGCUGAUGCCCAGGUCGAGUUGAACUCCCUUCUGGCUCAGGAGUUCCCUGCUCAGCCUCCUCGCCCAGAGAAGGACCGAGUGGUGUUCUUCCAACGCCUGGCCACCCUCUACGUGCGCUACGUGCAGAUCUUCAGGCAGCUGGAGGAGGCCUAUGACCAGGUGGUUCAUCCCCAGAAGAGGAAAGUAAUCCGGGAGGUCCUGGAUGGCGUGAUGGGGCGAGUGCUGGAACUUAAGAAUGAGAUGGUGGAAAAAGAGUUCUCUGAGUACCAUUACAUGGACGAUGUCAUCCAGGACUUGAAGCUCACGCCUGAGGACAUUGAGAUCCCCAUCCCUCGAUAUUUCCUCAGUGAACGCAGCAAGGUGUUGCAGGAGAGAGGGAAUAUGCUCUCCAACAUCCUCAACCUCAUGGAGGUAGUAGAGAGACCCAAGCCUGUAGGAGUGCGUGCACUGAACCUGGAGGAAGCCAUAAAGAUCAUCCAGGUGUCAGAGAGGGCCCGCCAGGGUCGCCUGAGGGCCAAGUUCAUGAGGGAGAUCCAGCGCGAUGAGGAAAGGCAGAGGAGGGCCAAGGACAGGGACCUGGGGACAGCGGCCAUCGACACGGCUGUGGUUCGCAUCCAGAAGGUGUGGAAGGGUUAUGUGCAGAGGAAAAAAACAAAGAGGGAGCGAGAGGAGGAGAUGAUAUUUUUGGGCAUGGCCAUGGAGCCCAGACACACCCAGCCUUGUCCUGCCAUGACAGCUGCCCAGGCCAACGAGGCCCGUCGGAGGGACAAGCAGGAGGAGCACGAGGAGGACUACCAGAAGUCCAUUGUGGCCAUCACAGACAAACUCAGAGAGGUGGAGGGGCCCGACAUGAGGGAGACCAUGAAGGACCAGAUCAGACAGUGGUUCAUCGAAUGCCAUGAUGCAACAGGAACUUUCCCUGACUACCCAGAGGAGGAGGAUGGAGGCUCGACUCUCAUCUUUGCAGAGAAAACACCUCAACAGUUAAUGGAGGAACUAUCAGCAAAAGAGGAGGAGGACGCCAACAAAAACACGAAAGGAAAGGAGGAAAAGAAGGACAAAGGGAAGAAAGACAAGGGAAAGGGAGGAGAUGAGGAGGAGGAAUCUGGGCUAAAGAUGCUGCCAUCUGCUUUCCUAGGAGAACUGGAAGUAGGACAGAAGACCUUUGGUGAGGUGUGGCAGAAUCGUACCGAGUCCAAGAACUUUAGCCAGAGGCACGAGGCUGAGCUGAUCAAGGAGGAGAAGAGGAAGGAGAUUGAGGUGGAGAUCAGGUUGCAGGUGGACGAGCUGAUGAGGCAGGAGCUGGCUAACUGGAAACUGGCCGUGGAUAAAGAUAAGGGUGGCAAAGCCAAAGGAGGCGCAAAGAAAAAGAAAGGGUCGAAAAGUGGAAAGAAGAAAAAGAAAGACAAAGAUCUGACAGCUGAUAGGAAUAUUGAGUCUCUGUAUCAGGAACUGGUGGAACAGGGCUUGUUGAAACAAUCGGAUAACGUUAAACUGCAGGAUUAUUUAGGCGACUAUAGCUAUCUGGGGACGACGUUAAGACAAACUGACAUUGAGCCCAUGCCUUCGCUAUCUGACGUGAGACAGGUUAUAGCUCUGUACGCCGUCUUACCUUUAGGUUCUCAGGUGGUCCAUGAGAAGGCUCCUCUGGUGAAGGCCAUCCUGCUGGCAGGGCCCGCGGGCGUAGGCAAGAAGAUGCUGGUCCAUGCCAUCUGCCAGGAGACGGGCGCCAACCUAUUUGAUCUGUCACCUUUGAACCUGGCAGGGAAAUACCCUGGCAAGAGUGGCCUGGCCAUGGUGCUCCACAUGGUGUUCAAGGUUGCCAGACUGAUGCAGCCAUCAGUGGUGUGGAUUGGAGAUACAGAGAAAAUGUUUUACAAGAAAGUACCGAAGGAGGAAAAAGAGUUAGAUCCAAAACGCUUGAAGAAAGACUUGCCCAAGUUUCUCAAAUCUAUCAAAGGGGAAGAUCGUGUUCUAGUCGUGGGAACGACUCAUGAUCCAUUCAAUGCCGACCUCAAAUCACUAUGCAAGGUGUACAGCAAAAUUAUCCUCAUUCCACGUCCCGACUACGCCUCACGAUAUGUCAUGUGGAGGCAGUUGAUCAAGAAGAACGGAGGACAGGUGACGGCUGCCCUGGACCUGAGCUCCUUGGCCAAGAUCUCUGAUGGCUACACGCAGGGUCAUAUGGUGCAGGUGGUGCGCAGCAUACUGACGGAGCGCCGCGUCCAGCAGCUGGCCAAGAGACCCCUGAGCGCCGCCGAGUUUGUGGCCCCGCUGGCCAAGAUCGACCCUGUGUUUCAGGACGAGGAGGAGGCCCUGAAGAAUUGGUAUGCUAAAACUCCUCUGGGUAAGAAGCGAGCCAAAGCUGCCUCAGGAAAGGAGGGAGAGGAGGAGGCACCGACAAAGGGAGGCAAAGAUGCCAAGAAGAAAGGGAAGAAGUAAAUCGAUCAACGUCUUACCUUGACUGAACGCAACACUGGAAGAAAAACUGAGGUGGACACCAAUAACAUUUGCGCACCAGUUUCCUUGAAGUUGUUGUAUUUUAAAUUAAUCUGCAUAAUUUAUUUCAUUUUCUCUUCAUGCACUGUCAUUUUCUGUUCAUGAAUAUGUCACAUGGUCCAAUCUGCUAUUGGAGGGUUGCUUAAAGCAGAAAGUCAGGGGCAUCCUGUAGUGGGUAGUGAUAUUUGACAUGUGUAUAUACAGUAUAUACAGUAUGAUAUUAUAAAUACCUCACAUGCAACUCAGUAACACUAAGUAAUUAGCCUAUUCAAAUGUUUAUCUGACUCCAUAAAGAGGAUUUAACAAUAUGCAAGAACACUAUAGUAGAGUUACAAAUAGGCAGUCAAGAAAUGUCUGAGAAUGGAAUUCUAAGUACUAUCAGGUUACAGGUAAGACCCAAAUGCAGACUGUGUUGAAGUAACAAUCUUUAUUAGAGCAACAGGGGCGGGCAAACGACAGGUCAAGGUAGGCAGGGGUCGAUAAUCCAGAGUAGUGGGCAACAGUACAGGACAGCAGGCAGGCUCAGGGUCAGGGGCAGGCAGAGAUGUCAGGCAGGCGGGCUAAGAGUCAGGACAGGCAAGGGUCAAAACCAAGAGCAAGAAAAAGAGAGACUAGGGAAAAGCAGGAGCGGAGACAAAAUGCUGGUUGACUAGACAAACAAGAUGAACUGGCAACAGACAAACAGAGAACACAGGUAUAAGUAUCCAGGGGAUAAUGGGGAAGAUGGGCGACACAGGACAGGUGAAACAGAUCAAGGUGUGACAAAUACAGGUGUAUUUAAUUACUUUGUAACAUGAAUGGAUUCACAUACAAGGUAUAAAGCAAGGCAAUACUGACAUUAACAAAGCAUUAUUCUAAGCAUGAUCAGAGAGAGAAAGGGAAAUCAAUAAGAUGGUGCCGGAGGAGAGGGCUGCUGUUUAACGUGCUCCUAACCUAUUGUGCUAUUCUGUGUGUUUUUUCACAUUAUUUGUAACUUAUUUUGUACAUAAUGUUUCUUCCACCGUCUCUUAUAUCCGAAACGAGCUUCUGGAUAUCAGGACAGUGAUUACUCACCUCGUACUGGACAAAGAUUUUUUCUUUAAUGGGUCGAACGUGAAGGUUUACUUCAGACACUCGACAAGGCCCAAAUCCCCGUCAUUCGCAUGAAGAAGAGACGGCGAAACCAGAGACAUAGGUCGGGGUGCCUUGUAAGGAUCCGACGGCGAGUGAGUAAUCCGCCUUUACCAUCAGUCCUAUUAGCCAAGUGCAAUCAUUGGAUAAUAAAAUGGUCGAGCACCGAUCAAGACUAUCCUACUGUAAGAAUUAUUUGAAGAUAAAUACACAAUGCAGAGGACGAGAGGACUAGAAUUAACGAUCAAUGGAAAUAGUGAUUUUUCUGAAAUAGGAAAUUAUUGAUCAAUGGGUCAGAGACAUGAGGAAUUUGUCUCGGCAUCGAGGCUGAAGUAGGAUACUUGUUAUUUGGCCAUUGGCCCAGUUUGAUUGCAAGGAAUUCUAAUUGGGCAACCACAGGCUAGGGCUGGGUUAUAAAACUACAUCUUGUGACCUUUGUUCUGUGGAGAGGAUCACAGGAGAGAAUCACUGAGGACAGGGGAGCAUGAACAUCUACCAUCUACCUCCCCGCAUGAUUUGUUCUCUGAAUACACCUAUUUUCAUCCUCCUGGCUUGCUUUGGGGUCUGUGUUAUUGAAGAAUAACAUCAACUGCUAACACUAUCAACGGGACAUUAAAAACUGUAAUAUCUUAUGUUUCACAGAGUCGUGGCUGAACGAUGACAUAGAUAGCAUACAGCUGGCUGGGUUUUCGGUGCAUCAGCAAGAUUGAACAGCUGCCUCCAGUAAGACAAGGAGUGGCAGUCUGUGUCUAUUUGUAAAUAACAGCUCGUGCACGAAAUGUAACAUAAAGGAAGUCUCAAGGUUUUGCUCGCCUCGGGUAGAGUAAGCAAGCAACACUGAAGCAUGCAUGAGAGCAGCAGCUGUUCCGGACGACUGUGUGAUCACACUCUCCGUAGCCGAUGUGAGUAAGACCUUUAAACUGGUCAACUUUCACAAGGCCGCUGGGCCAGACGGAUUACCAAGACUUGUACUCCGAGUAUUUCCUGACCAACUGGCAAGUGUCUUCACUGACAUUUUCAACCUGUCUAUCAGACCUCAGGAUAAGAUCCAGAUGCAGAGGAGACAGAGGGCUGUGAGACAAAGGUUUAAUUCUUAAUACAUGAAAAGUGGGAUGUCUACGGAGGGUGCAGAGCAACAGAAGACGACCAGCAGAGGGGUUAAGAAUCUUAGAGAUGGGAAAGGGCCGAUAAAAUGGGGGAAAGUUUCCGGUACUCCAACUGGAGGGGCAGAUCCCGAGUGGACAGCCAUAUCCUCUCGCUCAGGCUAGAGUGGGGGCUGAUAACCCAUCGAACACUCAAAAGGUGAGAGACCAGUGGCUGAGCAGGGAAGGGUGUUUUGCGGGCUUAUUCCACCCAAACGAGUUGCUGGCUCCAGGUGGUGGGGUUGGCGGAGACGAGGCAGAGAAGAGUCGUCUGAUUUGGCAUGGGUCCUCAGAUCCUCAAAAAGUUCUACAGCUGCACCAUCGAGAGCAUCCUGACUGGUUGCAUCACCGCCAUACGCAGAGGGUAGUGCGUACGGCCCAGUACAUCACUGGGGCCAAGCUUCCUGCCACCCAGGACCUCUAUACCAGGCGGUGUCAGAGGAAGGCCCUAAAAAUUGCCAAAAACUCCAGCCACCCCAGUCAUUUUCUCUGCUUUCGCACUGCAAGCGGUACCGGAGUGCCAAGUCUAGGUCCAAAAGGCUUCUAAACAGCUUCUACCCCCAAGUCAUAAGACUCCUGAACAGCUAAUCAAAUGGCUACCUGGACUAUUUACAUUGUUUCCCCCCCACCCCCAUUUUUACACUGCUGCUACUCUCUGGUUAUUAUCUAUGCAUAGUCACUUUACCUUUACCUACAUAUUACCUCAAUUACCUCGACUAACAUGUGCCCCUGCACAUUGACUCUGUAUCGGCACCUCCUCUAUAUAGCCUCGAUACUGUUAUUUUAUUGUUGCUCUUUUAUUUGUUAUUUUUCAAAAAAAAAAAUUUUUUUACUUCAGUUUAUUUUUGAAAAAUACUUUAUUAACACGUACCUUUCUUAAAACUGCAAUGUUGGUUAAGGGCUUGUAAGUAAGCAUUUCACUGUAAGGUAUUUGGCGCAUGUGACAAAUAUUUUAUUUAUUUAUUUUAUUUAAAAGUAUAGCCUGAAAGGCCAUGCCACAAAAGUUCAGAGAAAGAGAAAGAGAGAGAGAGAGAGAGUAUCUCACCACAGCAGUUCAGGAACAACAAUGAUAAAUAACAAUGAAUCUAAGACCCUUUUAUAAGCAUCUGAGUUGUUCGGUUUCAAAAUAUAAGUUGUUGAUCAAUAGUAUUACUGUAAAGUUAACCUCCAAUCAAGUAUCAGACCUACAAUGCAUUUGGAAAGUAUUCAGACUCAUUUUUCCAAAUUCUGUUACGUUACAGCCUUAUUCUAAAAUUGAUUAAGUUAAUAAUUUUCCUCAUUACCCUACACACAACACCCCAGAAAUUUUGCUUAGGUCCAUCCUGUUACCAUUGAUCAUCCUUGAGAUGUUUCUACAACUUGAUUGGAGUCCACCUGUGGUAAAUUCAAUUGAUUGGAUAUGAUUUGGAAAGGCACACACCUGUAUAUAUAAGGUCCCACAGUUGACAGUGCAUGGCAGAGCAAAAACCAAGCCAUGAGGUCGAAGGAAUUGUCCGUAGAGCUCCGAGACAGGAUUGUGUCGAGGCACAGAUCUGGGGAAGGGUACCAAAACAUUUCAGCAGCAUUGAAUGUCCCCAAGAACACAGUGGCCUCCAUCAUUCUUAAAUGGAAGAAGUUUGGAACUACCAAGACUCUUCCUAGAGGUGGCCGCCUGGCCAAACUGAGCAAUUGGGGGAGAAGGGCCUUGGUCAGGGAGGUGACCAAGAACCCGAUGGUCACUGACAGAACUCCAGUGUUCCUUUGUGGAGAUGGGAGAACCUUCCAGAAGGACAACCAUCUCUGCAGCAAUCCACCAAUCAGGCCUUUAUGGUAGAAUGACCAGACGGAAGCGUCACGUCUGGAGGAAACCUGGCACCAUCCCUACGGUGAAGCAUGGUGGUGGCAGCAUCAUGUUGUGGGGGUGUUAUUUAGCGACAGGGACUGGGAGACUAGUCAGGAUCGAGGGAAAGAUGAACAGAGCAAAGUACAGAGAGUUCCUUGAUGAAAACUUGCUCCAGAGUGCUCUAGACCUCAGACUGGUGCGAAGGUUCACCUUCCAAUAGGUCAACAACCCUAAGCACAAAGCCAAGACAUCACAGGAGUGGCUUUGGGACAAGUCUCUGAAUGUCCUUGAGUGUCCCAGCCAGAGCCCAGACUUGAAACCGAUCGAACAUCUGGAGAGACCUGUUGUGCAGCUCCCCAUCCAACCUGACAGAUCUUGAGAGGAUCUGCAGAGAAGAAUGGGAGAAACUCCCCAAAUACAGGUAUGCCAAGCUUGUAGUGUCAUACCCAAGAAGACUCAAGGCUGUAAUCGCUGCCAAAGGUGCUUCAACAAAGUACUGAGUAAAGGGUAUGGAUAUUUAAGUACAUGUGAUAUUUCCUUUUUUUUGUUUAUAUACAUUUGCAAACAUUUCUAAAAGUCUGCUUUUGCUUUGUCAUUAUGGUGUAUGGUGUGUAGAUUGAUGAGGGGCGAAAACAAUUUAAUACAUUUUAGAAUAAGGCUGUAACGUAACAAAAUGUGGAAAAAGUAAACGGGCCUGCAUACUUUCCGAAUGCACUGUACGUGAUGUAACCUCUGCUUCUCAGAGGUGAGACAAUUGGGGUUAGAGCGAUAAUACAGAGAAUCUGAAUUCCUAAGACAACACAGGAAAUUCUUGCAUACAGUUGAUAAGAAGAGUCAUUUCGGGGGCUGCCCUACGUAAUAUUGUGUGUAGAUGGGUGAGAAAAAAUCAUCUAUUUAAUACAUUUUGAAUUCAGGCGGUAACACAAGAAAAUGUGGAAUAAGUCAAGGGGUAUGAAUGCUUUCUGAAUGGUCUGUAUAUACCUAUUUAUAUUUCUUCUUACAUUUUCCUAUAAUAACAACACUAAUGUCACAUUCAGGAGCAGAAGUUGUGUUUCUAUUUACAGGUGACGGUGAGGUCCACGAAUGCUAUUGAUAAUAUUUAGAUAUACAGAAAUAGAUGUACAAAGUGGUCAAUAAACUUAAAUGAAAAAGAAAUGCCUAGGAGCAGGCAAAACUGUAUAUACCAGUUGAGGCUGCUGAGGGGAGGACUGCUCAUAAUAAUGGCUGGAACAGAGCGAAUGGAAUGGCAUCAACCACAUGGAAACCAUGUGUUUGAACUUGUUGAUACCUUUCCACCUAUUCUACUCCAGCAUGCCCAUCCUCCCCAAUUAAGGUGCAACCAACUUCCUGUGGUCUAUACCAUAAAGACCAGGUAGCGGUGUAUCAGGCUCUCAUCAGCCUUCCCUCACAAUUACCAAAACGAAUCCAUCAAGAAGCCCAAAAACAGAAUAAUACGUCAUAUACAGUUGAAGUCGGAAGUUUACGUACACUUAGGUUGGAGUCAUUAAAACUCGUUUUUCAAUCACUCCACAAAUUUCUUGUUAACAAACUAGUUUUGGCAAGUCGGUUAGGCUAGUCAUUUUUCCAACAAUUGUUUACAGACGGAUUAUUUCACUUAUAAUUCACUAUCACAAUUUCAGUGUGUCAGAAGUUUACACACACUAAGUUGACUGUGCCUUUAAACAGCUUGGAAAAUUCCAGAAAAUUAUGUCAUGGCUUUAGAAGCUUCUGUUAGGCUAAUUGUCAUAAUUUGAGUCAUUUGGAGGUGUACCUGUGGAUGUAUUUCAAGGCCUACCUUCAAACUCAGUGCCUCUUUGCUUGACAUCAAGGGAAAAUCAAAAGAAAUCAGACAAGACCUCAGAAAAAAAAUUGUAGACCUCCACAAGUCUGGUUCAUCCUUGCGAGCAAUUUCCAAACGCCUGAACGUACCAUGUUCAUCUGUACAAACAAUAGUACGCAAGUAUAAACACCAUGGGACCACGCAGCCGUCACACUGCUCAGGAAGGAGACGCAUUCUGUCUCCUAGAAAUGAACGGACUUUGGUGCGAAAAGUGCAAAUCAAUUCCAGAACAACAGCAAAGGACCCUGUGAAGAUGCUGGAAGAAACAGGUACAAAAUUAUGUAUAUUCACAGUAAAACGAGUCCUAUAUCGACAUAACCUGAAAGGCCACUCAGCAAGGAAGAAGCCACUGCUCCAAAACCACCGUAAGAAAGCCAGACUACGGUUUGCACCUGCACAUGGGGACAAAGAUCAUACUUUUUGGAUAAAUGUCCUCUGGUCUGAUGAAACAAAAAUAGAACUGUUUGGCCAUAAUGACCAUCGUUAUGUUUGUAGGAAAAAUGGGGAGGCUUGCAAGCCGAAGAACACCAUCCCAACCGUGAAACACGGGGGUGGCAGCAUCAUGUUGUGGGGGUGCUUUGCUGCAGGAGGGACUAGUGCACUUCACAAAAUAGAUGGCAUCAUGGGGACGUAAAAUUAUGUGGAUAUAUUGAAGCAACAUCUCAAGACAUCAGUCAGGAAGUUAAAGCUUGGUCGCAAAUGGGUCUUCCAAAUGGACAAUGACCCCAAGCAUACUUCCAAAGUCGUGGCAAAAUGGCUUAAGGACAACAAAGUCAAGGUAUUGGAGUGGCCAUCACAAAGUCCUGACCUCAAUUCUAUAGAAAGUUUGUGGGCAGAACUGAAAAAGCGUGUGCGAGCAAGGAGGCCUACAAACCGGACUCAGUUACACCAGCUCUGUCAGGAGGAUUGGGCCAAUAUUCACCCAACUUAUUGUGGGAAGCUUGUGGAAGGCUAUCUGAAACAUUUGACCCAAGUUAAACAUUUUAAAGGCAAUGCUACCAAAUACUAAUUGAGUGUAUGUAAACUUCUGACCCACUGGGAAUGGGAUGAAAGAAAUAAAAGCUGAAAUAAAUCAUUCUCUCUACUAUUAUUCUGACAUUUUACAUUCUUAAAAUAAAGGGAUGAUCCCAACUGACCUCAGACAGGGAACUUUUACUAGGAUUAAAUGUCAGGAACUGUGAAAAACUGAGUUUGAAUGUAUUUGGCUAAGGUGUAUGUAAACGUCCGACUUCAACUGUAGAUUUCGAAAAUAUGUAUUUUACUUGGGGAAACAACGUCAAAGAUUUUCAGCAAAUAGUCUGACAAUUGGCAAUACAUUUUUAAAGAUUAGUCAAAUGUUUUUUAAGAUUAGUCUACUUUUUAUUAACACAGUUAAUUCCAGUUAUGCAGAGUUGUAUCUCUUAUCAAUGCUAUUAAAUCUAAAGCUAACCA
This is a messenger RNA of Salvelinus fontinalis (brook trout), 10035 nucleotides long. RefSeq lists its product as uncharacterized. NCBI's taxonomy places the organism in Eukaryota, Metazoa, Chordata, Actinopteri, Salmoniformes, Salmonidae. Bases 162 to 2633 code for a protein of 823 amino acids. Gene Ontology annotation, molecular function: ATP binding; ATP hydrolysis activity; protein binding. The transcript has 19 exons. The record is from RefSeq and is a predicted model, not a curated record.